UUCGCGAAAAAGUAUCAGCUGUGUUGCAAAAUAAAAAUUUUUCGUCUCAAAAAAUUCCACAAAAUUUUAGUCCAUAAGGAAAAUCUCGUAGUGUGAGGAAGUAGCAACAAAUUACUAAUUAGGGGCCACAGGAGUGAGAGUGAUUGGAGUUUUAGUCAAAGAAGGAAAUGCAAGUCUGCAUCUCUGGGGAAUAGAAGCACCUGCCAUUAGAAUCGCUAUGGGAUGGGGCAAAUUACCUGCCCUUGUGCUUGUCGAGAUUUACGGGUACCUUGAGCCCCAUGAUCGUCUUCAGGCAUCCUCCGUAUGUAGACACUGGCGUCACACACUUUUCCAUCCAAGGUUCUUUGAGAAAGCCACCUUCAUUGUGGGGCGCAAACAUGAGGCUCGCAAUGCAUUUUACCUGCAGCACCUGGCCCACCUUGUCAGUGCCACGUCCAUCAUUUUUGACUCAGGCAGCACACAAGCUGUUCAGCGUGCCAUGGAGAUUCUCAUGACAAUCUGCUCAACAAAUGACCGUCUUGUGUCGCUCACACUAAGACCCACCCAGAGUCAGUUUGUCCUGCCGAGACAGUAUGCGGCCGAUAACUUCAUCCACAGCGGCCUCAUUGAGCCAAUUAAGAAGAUUCUGGGUAGGCGUAAUCCUUCCCUGCAGUACCUCAAUCUCGGAUGCUGUGAGCAGCUCGCUGUUUACUGUUCGGAAUUUCUGCGUGCCCUCGCAUGCCCCCAAGAAAUGCGCUUACUUGCCAUUGGAUCUGUUAAGGAGAACCCAGGAUUCUACUACGUAAGCAGCCUGGAAGCGAGCCUCUUUGACAAGUGCACCAAUCUACGUCUCCUCUCACUUGACUAUGAUUUCUUCAGUGAUGAAUUAUUGCGCGUACUUCAGCUACUCAACCUCAAGCGACUCAUUCUGCACAUUCAUGCUUUCGACAAGAAUCACGCUGGUACAACCGAGGGGGCCUGGAGGAGCUUUCAGGAGCAUAAUCCACAAGCUGAGCUUCGCAUUAAUCUCGUGAGUUUAACUACAAAUCUUAAUGCUUGUGAAGCAAUAAAGUACCUUCACAGCCAUAUUCUGCGCGAGAGUAUGCCAUUGUCGCAUCUGAAAGUACUCUUUUGCAAAAAUAUGAACCCCCAAGCAAUUGAUUUCAUAUCGCAACACUACAAUAAGACCCUCAAAAGCCUCACAUGGGUGGAUGCAUCAUUCGACAUUGAGGAGGCGGAAUUCUUCUACCUCACCUCCGAUCAGGAUCCCCUCGUUAUGAUGGCGUGGCGAUGCGCCAAACUCGAAGAGAUUGUCCUUCAUGGGUACCUCCUUGAUGUCCACAAUCUCGUUGGUAUUGCACGUUUACGGGGAAAAAAUCUCAAACGCUUCGAAGUUGCCAAGUUCGAUCUCCUGCCCAAUCCACUUCUCGUGUCGUUCCUCAGUGAAAUUAAGCGUCUGAUGGUUAAUGAGUGGCACCCAAAGCGGGAUAAAGAAUUGCAUCCUGCUCUGUCUGGCUGUGGAUAUUCAAGCGAUAGUGCACGAGAUAAGUAUAUAAUGGAAAUAACUCAGAAAGAUAUCCAAGAAUUAGAAAAUUGAAAAUGUCAAAGACACUGAAACAGAGCUAAGUCGACUUGCUGCCACUUAAUUAAUUUACUAUUUAAUACAAGAGAAGAAAGUAUAUAGUUUUAUAGCAGAUGGAUCGCAGAUAAUUUACACUCACUCCGAAUUAUUAAUAUUUACUACAUGAUAAAACAAAUAUAAUGCACUACAUAUUAGGAAAUUCCUUGGGCAUUUGCACAUUUAAAAGGAAAACCAUGCACUUUUAUUUGGAAUUUCUCAUAAAAAUAAGAGUUUAAAAAACAAUCAAGCAAAAAAAAUCGUAAAUUUGUCAAGUUUUUCGUGUGUGAUGACAACGUGCGGGUGAUUUGUGCUUAUUAUUCCAACAAAAGGAUGAAAAGAUCUUUGAAACAAUGUGAUACAUCUUUUAAGAAAAGAAAAAAAAAACGGGGAAAUGCAACACAAGGAAAGCUAAAAUACAAACAGAAAUAUAUAACUACGUAGAUGUUAAGAGCGAAAGAAAAAAAGGCGUUCGAUAGGAAUUAAACGAAUAUCAUAAAUGAUGAACGAAUAACAGAUUUUAAGGCGCAAAAUUACAUCAAGGGUUUGCAAAAGAAAAUCAUCACGCGUAUAAAAUGUUUUAUGUAUGGGAAAGGGCGUCGAAUUUUUCAAAGGGGGACAGAUGGGAUAUUCUAUAUGAUAUAAAAUAUGUAAUUUAUUAACAACAAAAUGAAACACUUUUUUUAAAAAUAUAUUAAGAUGACAGAAAUUGCAAAUUUUUUCCAUAAAUAAAAAGAAUCUGUAGGUCCUAGAAAUAAAAAAAAACUUUUGCAAAGUUAUUGGCGAUAGGAGCAUCCCGAAGAAAGCAAUUUUCGCACCCCACGAGAUGGAAAAUUACUCUAUUCAACCUAUAUAUAGUGCGAAAAACAACUUCAAAGAAAAACACGAAACUAUUUUAUUUAAUAUUUUUUUUAAUGUAGGGAAGUCUUCUAUUUUUGCUUGUUCCUUUACUUUUUUAAAAAUUAAAAAUUCAGAGUCUCCAGUAAAGAAAUCUAAAGAAACACCAAAAAUUAGAAUUGCACAAAUUCAAAUCUUCCAAUUUAUUAGCUCAGUAAAUUCAAUCAACUUUAAAAAAAACUAAUCCUUGAAUAAAUUUCAGGCUACCCCUCCUCACCGUAAAAAAACUCAAUUUAACUAACUCUACUUUCUAAUACAUCAUUUGUUAAAGUUAACCAAAAAUUAAUUUUUUGAAUAAAGAAAUAUUUUAGGGAAAUUCGUCGUAAAAGCGGUCGGGAAGGGGAAAGAAAAAUGUAUUUUUUCUGCAAUCAGCGACGUUCUAGGAAUAAACAAAUCCUUUGAAACGUCGCUGCUUGCAGAAAAGUUGCAUCUUUCUUGCCCCUUCCCAAUCCCUUUUCUGACGAAUUUCCCUCAGAUCUUUUUUGUUCAAAAAUUUAAUUUUUCCUAAAGUUUCACAACAGAGCUAAAACAGUUUCUUUUUUUACUAAACUAACUUAAACAACUUUAAGUGUUGCCUCGAGAUAGUUUUAAAACGUUUGAGGAAAAAAUGUAAAUUAGAAUCUCUCAAAUUUCCUUCGCGCUUUGCAGUUAAAAAGAAUUACAAAGACAUUGUGAGACUCUGAAUGCAAAUUUCGUGCAAGUUACUUUCUUUUCUUUUUGCUUUUAAGAGCUCACACUUUCUUAAAUUCGUUUUUUGUUGAAUAUUUAAUUUUAACUGUGAUGAAUUUGGACGCAAUAUCUCAAUAUAUUUAUUAACCACUAACCUACUUUUUCACGUUUUGCAAUUUUCGUGCUGUUGUAUUGAUGUGAAUUUUACAAACAUUGCCAUUAUAAAAAAAACUAUUAUUAAAAAGAACUUGUACGACAAGAUUUUUGGUAUAAAGCAAAAUGGGAAAAAAAAUAUUAUUACAAAAACACACAUUAUGAAUGUGUGUGAAAAACAAAAUUAUUAUGUAAAAGAAAUUAAAUUAAAAUUAAAAUGAAAAAAAAUAACAAGUAACUCCUAAUCACAAUAUUAUUAAAUAUAAAAGAAAAAAUAUAUAUUAUAAACGUGAAAUAUUAAUAUAAUAUUUAACCAAUCUUUACUAAUAUGUAUACACAAAAGCAGCUGCAAAAGAUCAGCUUCGAAAGAAUAAAAAAAAUAUUUAUGAAAGGAAAUCAAAAAUAACAUGAAUAAUGAAUGUUAAAAAAAUUCGAAGGAUUUGAUUAAUUCUUUUUUUAAAUUAUAAAUUCCAUUUUUCUUAUGAAGAAAUUACAAAAAAUAAAUAAAUAAAACAAUAGUAAAUCUGAAAUAAGAUAAUUGCAAAAGAAGAAAAAAAAAACGUGUGAUAAUAUUUUGUAUUUAGUAAUGAAUCAUUUCGAAAUGAUUGCUACAUUCACUGAAAAAGCACCAUAGUAUGAUUUUUUUUCUUUUAGGAAAAUAACUUUUUAUUUUCUUAAAUUAAUUCUCAAAUAUAUAGAGAGAAAGAGAAAAAUAUCGAGAUAACAAAACAACAAAAUAAAGAAUCUUUGAAUAUACAGUAUAGUCUUAAUAAGGAAAUAAAAAAAUUAUAAAUGAUGCUGAAGGGAGGAUUACGAAAGAAUAACAAAAAAAGAACAUUGCAAGAAGUUAUUAGGGGUCGUUUAUACAUUAAAAAAAAACAGAAACAACUCUCUAGUCACCAACACUUCCAGGUUUUCCAUCGAGUCAUUAAUAGAAAUGAAAGAUAAAUAAAUAAAUUAAAAAAAAAGGAAAAAUUGUGUGAAAGAUGAAAGUGUGUUAUUAAGGAAAUCAUAAAGAAGAAUGGGAAUUUGUAUAAUGCUAUCAAGUGCCAAAAAAAAACAAACUAUAAGACAACACAGAAGAGUGAAUUCUGCAAGAUAAGAAGUGAAUACGCAACAACAAAAAAAAAAGAGUUUUAUGAAUGAGAAAUGCGAGGUGGUGUGUUUUGCUACAACUUAAAAUACAAAUUUAAAACAAAAAUGAGAAAAAAAGAAUGUUGAGAGAGAAAAAAUUAUAAAAUAACAACUUAGAGAAGCAAAGUGAAUUAAUAAGAAAAAAAGCCUGAUGUGAUAGCAAGUAACAAAUAUGAAUUUGCGAUGAAGUAACAACUAGGGGAAUAAUAAUUAUAUAUUUAUAAUGAAGAGAAACAAACAAACAAGAAUAGACAAUUUAAGAGCAAAAUGUUUAGUAACAUCUCAAAGACAAAUUAUAGUGAAACAUAAACGAAAAUAAAUAAAAACAUUUAAUAGAUUUAUGUAAAAUCUCACUAAAAGAGACCAAGAUCCAAAACGACCAAAAAACCACGCUGUAGACUAUAUUGGGGAAGGGGCGAAGAAAAGAAAAUGUUUUGAGAGGAAGAAAAAUCGAACAUCAUUCAAUUCCUUUUUUACAUUACAUUAAACUUUCUUCUCAGAACUUUAUCAUAAUUUUCUUUUUUUUUAAUAUAAUUUGCAAUCGGUCGUUAUGCAAUCAACCACAUUUUGUAGGUUUUACAUAAAAAAACAAAAUAUCGUAAAUAAUGAGAAGAAAAGAGGUAGAAACAACACACACAUGAUAAAAUAUACUGCAAAGAAAAACCUCUUUACAGAGAUAGCAAACGUUUUUAAUAUCCUACACAGAAAUACGCCUUGGCAUGGAAUGCAAAAAUUAAGUUAAUUAAAAAAAAAGAAUUUAGACAUAUUACUCAAAAUUGAUGGGAUUCAGUUGAAUAGUCAGUGAAUUGAAAAUUUUGAAUUUGUAAUAUUAAAGGAAGGAACUAUGCCGUUCUACUUUUUGCUUGAGAUCAAAAAGGAUAGAACGAAUAGAAUCAAUGAAGGAUGUGUAGAAUAGAAUGUUUAGAGAUCUUGUUCUUGGUCAGUUAAUUGAGUUUUGGCCUUUCGGUAAAUUCCAUAAAAUUGGACUAGCCACCGUGCGAAGUUGCUUUAAAUAGGAGAAUAGGAAAAUUCGAAAAAUCACAAAUACUUUCUUGUUGAUCCGGUCUUCGUCAGUGGAGUUUUCUUCUUAACCAGGAAAAAGAAGAAAACUCCACUGACGAAGACCGGAUCAACAAGAAAGUAUAAACACCCACGUCAGAAUUUUAAACAUUCAAAAAAUCACAAAAUUAUAAUAUUUUUCAAAAGAAUCGUUUUUGAAAUUCAAAAAUGUUGUGAAAAUAUUAUUUUAAUUGAAUUUCGGACUUUAAGGGGUUGACGGCUGAUAAGAAUCCUGGCCUGAUUUUUUUCAGGAAUGAGCUCGAUUCUGAUAAAAAUCUUUUCUUUUCUUACAAUUCGUCAGUCAUAAGAUUUUCUUUAUUCUGGGAAAUGGGAGCUUUUGAAGGAAAAUUUAUUUUUUAGAGCUCAUAAAAGAUCUUUCUGACUGUUUUCUGGAACAACAAAAUAUCAAAAUCUUACAACUCUUAAGUUGUUAGAAAAGAAAAGAGAUAUUUUUUUUUAUCAAAAUCGACCCUAAUGUUUUACAAAAUCUUACUUCAGAAUGGUCUAAAAAGUCAAUUUCUCAACCAAAAUUCUUGAAAUUUUGCACAAAAAGUUCUAAAAGAGCUAUUACUUUAUCCGAGAUUUAUUAUGUUUGAAUACCUAAAUCUUUAAUCUUUCUUUGAAUGACAAAAAAAUUGAAUUUGAUUUUCAAGUUUUAUACUUUAAUAUAUGUGAAGCAUUCGGCCAAAAAACUAUGUAACUGACAAAGUUCAUUGACUCUUCAAUUUAAAUGAAUCUCAAUUAAAUUUUUGACAAAAAAAGACCGAAUAGCUAUAAAAUGUACUGAAAAAAAAUAUUAAGAAAGAAUUAAAAAUAAACAAACAUUCUACAAAAUAAUGUGCUCAAAGUGCAUUAUAUAAUUUAAAAAACAACAUAACAUAUAAGACCUGCACAUGGACGACAUUCACAAAGAACGGUGUAAUGUACGCCAUGGAAAAAAAAUCUGUGUUAAAAUGCAAAAAAAAAACUACACAAAGCUCCAAAUAUAGAAUUCACCUUAUAAGAAAAUAUAAUGCAUAAGAAGUAAAACAAUUUUUGGAAGAGUGGGAAAGUCGAAGAUACAAAAAAAGCAUGCAAAAUACAACAACAAAUAAUUACUACAGAGCUGUGAUAUUGUGAAGUACGAACAUCUCUAACUAAGGAAGAAAAAAAAACAACAAAACACACAACAAUUUACUAGCUAAAAGAAUGAAAAAAAAAAUAUUACAUCGUGAUAGAAGAUGAUAAACAAUUGAGGAGAAGAAAAAUUUGUAGUAUCCUGGAGAAAAUGAGAGAGUAUGUGAUAAAAGAAAGAAGUUUAGAGAAGAGCAACAAAAAAUAAUGAAAAGUGGUGUAAACGCAAGGAUAUUGUGAAAAGUAUUUAAAAUUUUUCAUUUUCUUAUUUCUUGUAAAUUUUUUUUCACAAAUCAAACAUUUAAUUUUAUACUUUCAUUUUUACAAAAAAAGAAAUAUCGGUAGGAAAAAGAAAGGAGAUGUGAAUGAAUUUUAUAAAAUUCCAUUUUUGAGAGUUAGAAAAUUAAAUUUGGGAAAUGAACAAGAAGAUUCUUUGAACUAAAAAAAAAAAACACCAAGAUCGUAAGAAAGUAAAAAAUAAUAAAAAACACACCCGGUGUCAAUAUCUAAUAGGUAAUAUAUAAUUUAUAUAAUAAUAAAACAAUUUAAAAUUCAAAAAAAUGUAACAAGAAAUAAACAAUAAAAUAAAAUGGAAUAA
This is a messenger RNA of Lutzomyia longipalpis, 7220 nucleotides long. RefSeq names its product F-box only protein 33. The record is from RefSeq and is a predicted model, not a curated record. Gene Ontology annotation, molecular function: protein binding. The transcript is spliced from 5 exons. Bases 218 to 1576 code for a protein of 452 amino acids. Gene Ontology annotation, biological process: SCF-dependent proteasomal ubiquitin-dependent protein catabolic process; positive regulation of protein ubiquitination. Lineage: Eukaryota; Metazoa; Arthropoda; Insecta; Diptera; Psychodidae. Gene Ontology annotation, cellular component: SCF ubiquitin ligase complex.